AUGUAUGCUCCGGGUCCAUCGAGCGCUGGAAUGACAUACUCCAUGCCGCGAGCUUCUCAUGCCCCCGUCGCCCACACAGACGAGCGCUCGCACGCAACUGCGAUGUGGGACGACUCAUCGAGUGGGUCCAAACGGAGUGCUGCCACUCCGCUCGCCGCCGCUUCGCCUACCUCGCCACCAAAAAUGACCACUGCCUGCACCAGGUGCAGCAAUCUGAAAGUAAAGUGCGAUGGUCAGCAACCUUGUGCAAAGUGCAUCACAGCAGAGAAAUCGGAUGAUUGCGAGUACAGGGCUGCAAAGAAGAGAGGGCCGCCUAAGGGAUGUCCGGCGCGGGGCGGCAUCAAGAAGCGAAGUUUCCUGGAAGGCGUCACUCAGCAGGACGAGCCUAGUGCGCCUCCGAGGAAAACGAGAGGGUCAUCGGAGACUACACGCAAAAGAGGAACCAAGUUGGCAGGAUCAGAGGGGGAUCAAGUUGAUGACGAGGCCUACAAGGCGGCGCGAGGGUUGCGCGACCUUCAUGGUCAAACAAGUCCUUCCAGCUCAACGACGUACAGCACAGCGCACAGCACCCACAGUGCGGGCCCAGCAUACGCAUCAGUCCUUGCAGCAAGCGAAGCAGAUGCUGGUCAUGGGCUACUCGCACUCGGAGUGGCAGCAGCGCAAGCCGCCGAGUCUAACAAUCAACGCUCCGGAGGCUUUGGACAACUACAGCCAGGCUUUCCCGAGCAGUGGCCAGCCAUAGGCGCCAAGCAUGGCUCUCCGCCCUUCGCUCAACCCGAUAUCAACCCACAGCGGCGCACCGAGGCUGCCGAGCACAUGGGCUUGAGUCGAUCAGGGCUAGAGGCCUGGCAAACGACCUCAGCGCAGCGUGCAUCUUCGCCAAUCACGUCCAGCGCACCGCGUCUGAUCGCAGAUCCUACUGCGGCAAGUGCUGUCACUCGAGGCGACGGUAGCAUCUUCCCAGAUCUCCGACCGUUCGCUUCUCGACAGUCGUCUUAUGGCUUCAGUCAUGCGAGAACGCCUAGUGCUGGCUCGCAUCAGCCGGCGUUCCUCCCGGGCGCCACCCAAGGUCAAGGUGCACCAACAAAUGGAUGGCACGUUUCAAAUCCCCAAACUGGUCCCACUCCAGCCACGUCACAAUACAGCAACGAGCAAGCUGUAUCCGGCGCUCUACCAUUCGCUAGUGAUGCAGCAAAAUUGAGCGGUGAUCACUACCUUGCGACGCUAGAUGAUCGGGUUGAAAACAGUCUGUGCCAGUGAGCGCCAAAGUUGCAACCUUCCAAUGAGAUGAGUGGCUGACCAAACAUCAUCCGUCCUCUCAGGUACUUUCUCGCCUUUCAUCACUCUCUAUGGCCAAUGUUCUACGCACCCACAAUCACAUCUCUCAAGGAAUUGCGCAAGCGCGAGCCGAACUUGUGGAAGGCAGUCAUUGGAGGGGCAGCUGCGACCGCAGAUGUCGAAUCAGGGCCCCCACGGUCAGGCAAGCCGCCCGUCGGCUUCACUGAACUCAGCGAAACUUUGAUCUCCGAUGCGAAGGCCAGCAUUCUCGCGAAUGAGCUUGGAUCACGUCCAAGGAUUGCCACGUGUCAGGCGCUCAUUCUCAUCACCCUAUGCGAGCUUGGCCAUGGCAGAAUGUCGUCCGCUUGGAAUCUUGGUGGUCUUGCUUGCAGAGUCGCUUUGGAUCUCAGACUUCACCUCGAGGACGACCGCCCUCUACUCGCCAGCACGGAGGCACUCAGCGAAUCGCGACCGUCUUCUUGGCUAAAGGCCGUGGUGCCUCAAGAGAGGAGACGGACAUUUUGGGCCUGCUACGCUCUCGACAAGAUGCUCUGCGCAGUGUUGGAGAAGCCUGUCAUGCUUCGAGCUGCCGAUAGUAGCCAGCCUCUCCCAAGCGCGUCGGAGCGCGAUGAGACCGACGUAUGGCUAUCCAGUGAGAGCGCUAAAUAUGCGGAAACCUUCGCUCGGAACGGCUUACAGGGUGUUCGCACACACUCACUCAGCAACUUUGUCGCAUGGGUCGAGACACUCCAGGCGCUCGAGACGGUUAUGCAAGAGGUGUACUCCUUGCGCGCUCGCAGUGAUCGCUGUGCGCCCGCUUGCAGCAGCAAUGCUUCGGAAGCCUCAUCAGGAGCGGAUGCUAGCGCUGCGCUCAAGCGCAACAAGCAGGUGCUGGUCUCAUGGACCCACAAUCUCCCUCGACACCUUCUCUGGGCAAGUCCAACGGCCAGAGCGAUAGGGGGUAUGGAUGCAACUCAGGUGCCGGGCUUCAACCCCCCGCCCGUAGUCACUCCUCAUCUGCUCACCGUGCGUGGAUGGUUUUGCACCACGGUACUGCUCUUGCACCGACCAUGGAUCAUGUCGGACAGCGGCAUCUCAAGCGACGUCAAAGGCGGGGAUCCUGCUGGAACUGGGACCUGGUGCGGUAGGCAGGCGACACGCGCGUGCGCCAAGCAAGUAUGCUUGGUUGCCGCGACGGAAUUGCUCGAGCUCUUUGCGUGCUACGAGAGAUGGUUCCGCUCCAGAAAGGUGCCCAGCAGUUGGCCGUGAGUACAACUUUGGAUCGAGGCACACAUGAUUUGCCCCUGCUCACUACUACUCUUACUGGGACACAGGUACUUGCUUUUCUCUGCUGCUACUGUCUUUGCGCCUUUGGCUGGAUUUGGUCGCAAGGCUGUCAAAGAUCGGUCAUCACAGGAUGGACUUGAUGUAGCCUCGGAAAAGUACGAAGCUUGUAUGGCGAUGCUCGAACGCUUGUCGCAGGUUUGGGAGUCUGCGCGACACCUGGCGUCUGUCCUCAAAUCUAUUCGCCGUUCGUCCGCCCUCGACAAAGCUGUGGAGGACCCAGGGUUGAACGAGCAGCUGCAAGCGGUGGUAGACAAGACCGCAGGAGCAGUUGCCGCGCAUCCGGGUCAUGGCGCUGGCGUAGUGCCGAUGACGCUCGGGGCUUACAUGUCCCGGCAGGCACAGCGAAACACACAGGAUGGCGGGUCUCCAAAGGAGGAGGACACUUCUGGUGAUGGGGACGUUUCGUCAGCCAUUCGUCCCUGGACCUCUCAUGGCGGACCAGUCUCGAUGACGCAGAACGGCCAAAUGAACAAUCAGCAUUCAGCAUACAAAGACGAGGAUUCGGCGAACAUGUUUGCUGGUCCUGAUGCCGUCGAUGCGAACGUUGAAGCAGGCCAUCAUGGUGACCAACCUCUGAUUGGCUCCGCGAUGGAAAGCAUGGACAACAUUGCCGGAGCUUCGCAGCUGUCUUCCGACAUGGUCAAUACUGGAGUGAACCUCAGCAGCGGAAUUUGGAACAUGAUGCCUCUGGGAAUGCCGGUCGCCGGCACGGAUCACGUGUGGGACACCUUCUUGGAUACUCUGGCCCGAUGA
Ceraceosorus bombacis is the source of this 3378-nucleotide messenger RNA. Lineage: Eukaryota; Fungi; Basidiomycota; Exobasidiomycetes; Ceraceosorales; Ceraceosoraceae. The record is from the annotation of a GenBank genome assembly.